GCCCGGCGCGGGAUUGCUGCGUCACAUUCUUACUAUAGACGCGCGAGAUGUCCAAGAUAGAGAAGAUGAGUAUUUUGGGGGUGCGGAGCUUCGGAGUGGAAGAUAAAGAUAAGCAGAUCAUCAUCUUCUUCAGUCCUCUGACUGUGUUGGUCGGACCCAACGGGGCUGGGAAGACGACCAUUAUAGAGUGUUUGAGGUACAUCACCACAGGAGACUUCCCUCCAGGAAGUAAGGGAUCCACGUUUGUACACGACCCAAAGGAUGCCAACGAGACGGACGUGCGAGCCCAGAUCAGGCUGCAAUUCAGCGAUGUGAACGGGGACAAGGUGGCGGUGCAGAGGUCCAUGCUCAGCACACAGAAGGGCAAAAAGAGCGAGCCAGCGUUUAAAACCCUGGAGGGAGUCAUCACCAGAAUCAAGCACGGUGAGAAGGUGAGCCUGAGCUCCAAGUGUGCAGAGCUGGACCGUGAGAUGGUGGCGGCGCUGGGCGUGUCCAAGGCCGUGCUCAAUCACGUCAUCUUCUGCCACCAGGAGGAUUCCAACUGGCCGCUCAGCGAGGGCAAGCCCCUCAAGCAGAAGUUCGAUGACAUCUUCUCGGCCACCAGGUACAUCAAGGCCUUGGAGCACCUGCACCAGCUGCGUCGGACGCAGGCCUCACAGGUGAAGGAGUGCCAGCUGGAGCUGCCCUUCCUCAAGCAGAACAGGGACAAGGCCCAGGAGAUCAGGGACCUGCUGGGGGCCAAGGAGGCCCAGCUGGUCGCCUCCAAGGACAGCGUCCGCCAGAUAGACGGCCAGAUAGAGCCCCUGGAGGUGCGUCUGGGGGACAUUGAAGAGAACCUGGGGAAGGUGAUGAAGCUGGACAAUGACAUCAAGGCCCUGGACAGCAGGAGGAAACAGAUGGAGGAGGACAACCAGGAGCUGGAGGAGAAGAUGGAGCAGGUGUUCCAGGGCUCGGACGUGGAGCUCCAGGAGAUGUACCAGAACCACCAGCGCACGGUGAGGGAGAAGGAGAGGAGGCUGGGGGACUGCCAGAGGGAGCUGGAGAGAGCCGGCCGCGAGUGUCAGAGACUCAACACCAUCAAGUCGGACCUGCUGGUGGAGCAAGGUGGUCUCCAGCUGGAGUCAGAUCGCCACCAGCAGACCCUGAAGAGCCGUGAUGCUCAGGUGCGUUCCUUGGCAUCAUUCCUGGACAUGGAGGGUUACGACCGCGCCCCCUUCAGCCAGCACCAGCUGCAAAGCUUCCAGCGCCAGGUCAAAGAGAGGCUGAGCCAGGAAACAGACGCAGCCAAUCAGAUCAUGAGGGACCUGCAGGAGAGGGAGCAGCAGAAGCAGCGCAGCAUGGACGAGCUGCGGGACAAGAAGACGGGUCUGGAGAGCAGCGUGGAGCUGAAGACGGGCCUGCUGGAGAAGAGGCAGGAGGAGCUGAGCAACGUGGCCCAGGAGCUGAACGCCCUGCAGGGAUCCUCCAGCAGACUGCAGGAGCUGGAGCUGGAGCUGGGGAAGGCGGAGCGAGAGCUCCAGAGUGUGGUGCAGAGCUCCAGUGUGGAGGCUCUGAAGGCGGAGGUGGUGGAGCUGCAGAAGGAGAAGGCAGACCUGGACCAGACCCAGCGCCGGCUGGACCAGGAGAUGGAGACCCUGACCACACACACCAGUGCCCGCACGGAAGUGGACAUGCUCCGCAAGCAAAAGGCGGAGAAGGAGGAGCUGGUGAGGAAGAUCAAGGCCAGGCACCAGGAGGCGCUGGUGACUCUAAUGGGACACUUCCCCAACAAGAAGGAGCUGGAGGACUGGAUCCACGCCCACGGCCGCCAGAUCCACUCCACCAGAGACAAGCUGGCCUCGCUCAAUAAGGAGUUGGCGUCGGGGGAGCAGAACAGGACCCACAGCGCUGCCGAGCUGAGGAGUAAGGAGCAGCAGCUGGCCAGCUGUGAGGAGCAGCUAUCUGCCAUGUGCAGCAGCCAGGGUCUGGAGCAAGAUCUGGUCAGGCUAAAGGACGACCUGGACAAGACCUCCAAACAGAGGGCCAUGUUGGCAGGGGCCACUGCGGUGUACAGCCAGUUCAUCAGCCAGCUGACGGAGGAGGGCGAGCCGUGCUGCCCCGUGUGCCAGCGCACCUUCCCCUCGGAGGGGGAGCUGCAGGAGGUGGUGGGGGACAUGCAGGCCAAGCUGCGCCUCGUCCCGGACAAGCUGAAGAGUGCCGAGCAGGACCUCCGCAAGAAGGAGAGGAAGAGGGACGACAUCAUGGCGCUCAAACCUGUCAGACAGUCCCUGGUGUCCCUGCAGGAGCGGGAGCUCCCGGAGCUGCGCGGCCGGCUGCAGGCGCUGGGCCGGGAGCUGGAGAGGCUGCGGGUGGAAGCGGAAGAGCAGGAGGAGAGCCUCUCCUCUCUAUGCUCCGAGGAGGACAGCGCCAAGGCUUGCCUGCAGGAUGUCUCCUUGAUGGACCGCUACCUGCUGGAGCUGAGGGAGGUAGAGAGGAGGCUGGCGCAGCAGAGUGCUAAGUUGCAGGGAGUGGACCUGAGCAGAACCAUGCAGCAGGUCAACCUGGAGAAACAGGACACACAGCACCGCCUAGACACCAUUAGCAGCCGUAUCGAGUUGAAGAGGAAGCAGAUCUCUGACCAGCAGGAGCAGAUUCAGAGCUUGAAGAGCAGCGUGAACGAGACACGGGCCCAGAAGCUGCUGCUCUCCGCUCACAUGCAGAAGCGACGCCAGCUGGAGGAGGCCAGCGUGGAGCACACUACUGAGAUCCAGGCUCUCCAGAGAGAGAUAAAGGAGGCCAGGGAGCAAUUGACUCCUUUAGCCUCAGCUCUGGAGAAACUGCAGCAGGAGAAACAGGAUCUGGUGGAGAGGAGACGACAGAGACGAGAGCAGGACCAGGAGAAGAUCAACGGCAUCAGAGAGAAAGUGAAGAACAUCACUCUGCAGGAGAGAGAUAUCACCAGAUACACACAGGAGGGGAAAGAUAAAUAUAAAGAGCAAAAAGAGACUGAGCUCCGGGAGACCAGUAGCAAUCUGCAUGAAGCAGAGAAGCAGAAAGACAAGAUCAGCAAGGAGAUGGGCAACAUCAGACAGGACAUUGACACACAGAGGGUCCAGGAGCGGAGUCUGCAGGACAACCUGACCCUGCGGAAGCGCGUGGAGGAGCUGAAGGAGGUGACAGUGAAGCGGCAGACGCUGUUGCAGGAGAUGGGCAACAUGCAGGUCCUCAAGCUGCGCACGGAGCGCCGGGAGUCGGAGCGCCGUGUGGAGGAGCUGAAGCGUAGCCGCAGCGUGGCUCUGGGGCGGCAGAAGGGCUUCGAAGAGGAGAUCCUCCGUUUCCGGAAGGAGCUGCGAGAGGAGCAGUACGGCCAGGCCGACGAGCGCUACCGAGACAAGCUCAUUGUCAUGAGAACCACGGAGCUGGCCAACAAAGACCUGGGAGUGUACUACAAGGCCCUGGACCAGUCUAUAAUGAAGUUCCACAGUAUGAAGAUGGAUGAGAUCAACAAGAUCAUCAGGGAUCUCUGGAGGAGCACCUAUAGGGGACAAGAUAUAGAGUAUGUGGAGAUCAGGUCUGAUGUGGACGACAACGCCGGGUCGAAGAGGAGAACCUACAACUACCGCGUUGUCAUGGUGAAGGGUGACACCGCCCUGGACAUGAGGGGGCGCUGCAGCGCCGGACAGAAGGUGCUGGCCUCCCUCAUCAUCCGCCUGGCCCUGGCUGAAACCUUCUGUCUGAACUGUGGUAUUCUGGCUCUGGAUGAGCCCACCACCAACUUGGACCGCGAGAACAUUGAGUCCCUGGCCCACGCUCUCAUAGAGAUCAUCAAGUCCCGUUCCCGCCAGCGUAACUUCCAGUUGCUGAUCAUCACCCACGACGAGGACUUUGUGGAGCUCCUGGGACGCUCCAACUACGUGGAGCACUUCUACCGCAUCAAGAAGACCCCGGAGCAGCACUCGGAGAUCACCAAGUGCAGCGUGGCCUCGCUGUCCUCCUACCUGCACUGACACAUGCACGCAGGCACACGCACGCAGGCAGACACACACAGACAGAUGCUCCCACGUGCAGACACGCACACAUAGAUGGGCAUAAAUGCACACAAACAGACCAAUAGACACGCAUCACAAAUGUACAUACGCCUAAUCAUACACACUCUCCCAUUAAGCUGAAAUGUUUACUUUGAAAGUCCAGACUGUUUUCUGUUGGAACUAAAAGUCUGCUUUUCAACGCUGACGCUUCUGUCCUCUUCCUGGUUCCUGUUGUCUGUUAAGUUCAUAUCUGUACUGUAAUUCUGUUUAAGUUUAAAUCGGUACCCUAAUUGUGAUUUUGUAUGCUUUUUGAAGUGUAUGUGUGCGUGCGCAUUUCGAGCGAGCAGUUGUUUGCUGCCUGAUAAUUCAGUCACUAACCACACACUGGUCCGGUCUUCAAAGAAUUUUCACAAAACAAAAUAUCGUUUCUUCUACAUCAACCACAUCAUCAAGAUUAUAUCGACUGCUUAUCCUCUCCAAAUGUGGUUAUUUACUGACGCUGCAGUAAAAAUUAUUAAGAGGUGGGGAGAACAAUCACCGGCACGACAUCCUGGGUGUUAUGCAUAUAAACCCGCGUGUUGGUCUUCAGAGUUCAAACGUUCUCGUAUCAGCCCAGACACUUGACUUCCCAUCGCCACGACGACGCUCAGAGUCUCCAAACUCGCCCUGACAUACCCCAGCGCUAGGAUGAAAAUACCUGCCCUUUUCCUUGUCCUCGUCACCGUGGAGUUGGCGGUGGCCCGGUCAGUGAAGUCGUUGCCUGAGGUCAUCCACAGGAUUGCCCUGGAAGAGCUGAUCAAGGAGGCCAACGGCACGCUCGGCACAAACGAG
This is a messenger RNA of Hypomesus transpacificus, 4838 nucleotides long. RefSeq names its product RAD50 homolog, double strand break repair protein (gene rad50). Lineage: Eukaryota; Metazoa; Chordata; Actinopteri; Osmeriformes; Osmeridae. Gene Ontology annotation, cellular component: Mre11 complex; nucleus; condensed nuclear chromosome. Gene Ontology annotation, molecular function: double-stranded telomeric DNA binding; ATP hydrolysis activity; G-quadruplex DNA binding. The record is from RefSeq and is a predicted model, not a curated record. Gene Ontology annotation, biological process: double-strand break repair; telomere maintenance via telomerase; telomere maintenance via recombination.